AUGUCUAAUGUCUCGUAUCCUGCUCAGUUUACUCAGACAAACCGAGCCCUAGGGACACGGAAGAGUGGCUUUCUGCUGAAAAAAUCUGAUGGAAAGAUAUUAAAGAUUGCAAUUAUCCUAUUAUCAUCUAACAUUAGUCUUCAGCUUUUACUUCCUUACACGGCGAUCAGUGAUUAUCUUCUUGCCUGUUUCCAUUCACUUAAUCCAACGCUGUCUACAUAUCAUUUCUCUCUGCCUAUUAACAAUAAUGAUCAGGUGAAGCGUGUCUGGCAGCGCCGACGCGUACAUCUGGCCGACGGCCAGCUCUGGCUCUAUCAUGCCGACGAGUCAAAGGCGCCUGUAAAGCUGGCUUUGCUUACCUGCCAAGUGAAGCAGCAUCAGCCCACCUUCACAACUGCCACUUCAGCUUCAUCUGCUAGCUUGGUUCCCGGCCUACUUCUAGGCGGAGCUGCGGUCAUGUCUCCUACCUCGCUUACUUCCUCUACUAGUUUUGCUGGCGUCCAGGCUUCCUGCAGUCCUGUACAAUGCCCCCAAGGCAGUGAACUAACAGCGACAACUUUAUCUGCUGAUUUGAUGGCCGGGGCAACAGGGGCACUUGAUCAAGGAGGGAUAACGUCUAACUCAUCUCCUAGCGAAUUCACUGGAGUUGCAUACUCCUCUGGUGAUGGGGCCUCAUCACGUCGCGAGUUUGACUUAGUAUCAAAGCUUUCGAUUCCUGUCCUCGAUUACGUCAUAUUUGAGGAUCUGGAGCAGAUAAUGGCCAUGCCGGUGUUUGUGAAUCUUUUUCUUCCUAGGCUUCAAAUUCUUGAUUCGAUUAUCCUCUACCUCAUCCCCAUCCCCAUUAUUUCUCAUUAUUUGGAGCCCUGUGUUCCGUUUAAGUCAUAA
Molecule: messenger RNA, 885 nt
Organism: Protopolystoma xenopodis
Lineage: Eukaryota; Metazoa; Platyhelminthes; Monogenea; Polystomatidea; Polystomatidae
Source: the annotation of a GenBank genome assembly